AUGGCGUCAAAUUUUCCAAAAGUGCAGGGAGGGGGUUCCUUGAUUGUUGCUUGGCAAGUAAAACAGAAGAAUGUUUUGGUAGUUGGUGGUGGUGAGGUAGCUGCUGGCCGGAUCCUCCACGCCCUCAACGCGGAUGCCAAUGUUACAGUUGUUUGUCCAAAUUCAGGGCUAAAUGAAGAAGUUGCCUAUCGAGUCUCGGAGGGUCAAAUAGCCCACAUUGACCGGACUUUCGAGCACCCCGAUCUAGAAGGCGCCGACAUGGUCCUAUGUGCUGUAGACGACCCAGAAGCCUCAACUCGCGUUUGGAAACUUUGCAAAGAAAGGCGAAUACCAGCGAACAUAGCCGAUGUGCCUCAAGAGUGUGACUUUUACUUUGGCAGCGUGCAUCGGGAUGGUCCGCUACAAGUUAUGGUUAGUACAAAUGGGAACGGACCGAAACUUGCAAGUAUUGUUCGAAAGAAAAUCGCAGAUACCUUACCCGAUAACAUGGGUGCUGCCAUCGAGAACGUCGGAAAAUUGAGGCAGAAGUUAAGGGAGGUAGCCCCUAGUCCACAGGAAGGUCCUAAACGGAUGAAAUGGAUGUCCGGUGUUUGUGAAUCAUGGAAUCUAGAGGACUUGGUUCAAAUGAAUGAGGGAGACAUGACUGCUCUACUUACUCAUUAUAAGUCUGGCGGUAUUCCAACUCUUGCCGAGGUCCGAUCCAGCCUUCCAGCUUGA
Messenger RNA from Aspergillus puulaauensis, 717 nucleotides. It is a transcript of the gene MET8, whose product is annotated as bifunctional precorrin-2 dehydrogenase/sirohydrochlorin ferrochelatase MET8. The transcript has 3 exons. Gene Ontology annotation, biological process: siroheme biosynthetic process. Gene Ontology annotation, molecular function: protoporphyrin ferrochelatase activity; precorrin-2 dehydrogenase activity. The record is from RefSeq and is a predicted model, not a curated record. Bases 1 to 717 code for a protein of 238 amino acids. NCBI's taxonomy places the organism in Eukaryota, Fungi, Ascomycota, Eurotiomycetes, Eurotiales, Aspergillaceae.